AUGCUGUCUGCCAGAGCAACGUUUCAGAAGAGCACAAGUCUCUCUCGAAGCGUUACGAGAGGCUUAGCUACCGUUCAAGAUGGCGGCGCCGCACGAACAUACGGAGGGCUGAAAGAUCAGGACCGGAUCUUCCAGAAUCUCUACGGACGACUCCCCGUUAACCUCCAGAGUGCUAAGAAGAUGGGCGACUGGCACAAGACUAAAGAAAUUCUUUUGAAGGGCGACGAAUGGAUUAUCAGCGAGAUCAAGGCAUCUGGUUUACGCGGGCGAGGUGGUGCCGGUUUCCCCUCUGGUCUCAAGUGGUCUUUCAUGAAUUUCAAAGGCUGGGAAAAGGAUACGAAGCCGCGGUACCUUGUGGUCAAUGCCGACGAGGGCGAGCCUGGCACUUGCAAAGACAGGGAAAUCAUGAGAAAAGAUCCGCAUAAACUGGUUGAAGGCUGUCUUGUUGCCGGUCGAGCAAUGAAUGCUACCGCCGCUUAUAUUUAUAUCCGUGGCGAAUUCUACCAUGAAGCUGCCAUUCUCCAGAAUGCCAUCAACGAAGCUUACGCCGAUGGCUUGAUUGGCAAAAACGCUUGUGGUUCCGGCUACGAUUUCGAUGUCUACAUCCACCGGGGAGCUGGCGCCUAUGUCUGUGGAGAGGAGACGUCUUUAAUUGAAUCCAUAGAAGGCAAGCCCGGAAAGCCACGACUCAAGCCUCCUUUCCCUGCCGCCGUUGGUGUUUUCGGAUGCCCCUCAACUGUUGCCAAUGUGGAAACCGUUGCCGUUGCGCCAACUAUUUGUCGCCGCGGAGGAAAUUGGUUCGCAGGAUUUGGCCGCGAGCGUAACCAAGGAACUAAACUGUUCUGCAUUUCAGGCCACGUGAACAACCCCUGCACUGUUGAAGAAGAAAUGUCCAUCCCUCUUCGUGAACUCAUUGACAAACACUGCGGCGGAGUCCGCGGCGGCUGGGAUAACCUGCUGGCUGUUAUCCCCGGUGGCUCAUCGACCCCAAUCCUGCCAAAAAAUGUUUGCGACGAUCAAUUGAUGGACUUUGAUGCCUUGAAAGAUAGCCAAUCUGGUCUGGGCACGGCGGCAGUCAUUGUCAUGGAUAAGAGCACCGACGUUGUGCGCGCCAUUAGCCGCUUGAGCCAUUUCUACCGACACGAGAGCUGCGGCCAGUGCACACCGUGCCGUGAAGGUAGCAAGUGGACUGAGCAGAUCAUGAGCAGGUUUGAGAAGGGCCAGGGAAGAGAGAGAGAGAUCGAUAUGCUUCAGGAGCUAACAAAACAGGUUGAGGGUCACACCAUCUGUGCUCUCGGCGAGGCUUUUGCUUGGCCGAUACAGGGUCUCAUUCGUCAUUUCAGACCCGAAUUAGAAGCAAGGAUGGAGAGUUAUGCCAAGGCCAGCGGUGGACCAGCUUUGGCCGGUGGGUGGGAGCACAAUUCAAGAGCUCAAGGAAGACUAGUUUCCCCGGGCCAGUAA
Messenger RNA from Trichoderma gamsii, 1461 nucleotides. Its product is annotated as NADH-ubiquinone oxidoreductase 51 kDa subunit, mitochondrial. The transcript has 3 exons. The coding region runs from base 1 to 1461 and encodes 486 amino acids. The record is from RefSeq and is a predicted model, not a curated record. Gene Ontology annotation, molecular function: FMN binding; NADH dehydrogenase (ubiquinone) activity; 4 iron, 4 sulfur cluster binding. Lineage: Eukaryota; Fungi; Ascomycota; Sordariomycetes; Hypocreales; Hypocreaceae.